Carassius auratus (goldfish) is the source of this 3052-nucleotide messenger RNA. Its product is annotated as cyclic AMP-dependent transcription factor ATF-6 beta-like. Bases 231 to 2162 code for a protein of 643 amino acids. Lineage: Eukaryota; Metazoa; Chordata; Actinopteri; Cypriniformes; Cyprinidae. Gene Ontology annotation, cellular component: nucleus. Gene Ontology annotation, molecular function: RNA polymerase II cis-regulatory region sequence-specific DNA binding; DNA-binding transcription factor activity, RNA polymerase II-specific. The record is from RefSeq and is a predicted model, not a curated record. Gene Ontology annotation, biological process: endoplasmic reticulum unfolded protein response; regulation of transcription by RNA polymerase II. The transcript has 17 exons.
GUCUUGUUAAGGGAAUUAGUUUCCUUGUCUGUGUAUGUCAGUCGAGCGAAUGUGCGGAAUGGCGAGCUAAAACGAUAAACAAAAGCUAUCGGUCAGAUUUAGUGCUCUGCUUCACGGUUUCGGUGCUUCAGUGACUGAUGCCUCUCGGGGUAGAAUCGGUCUAGCCUCUGUGAUUCCCACUGAUAGAGAGAGAGAGAUAGUGUGUGUGUGUGUGUGUGUCUGAGAGCGAGAUGAUGACCGCGGAGCUGCUGCUGUCGGAGCUGGACAGCCGCUUCUGCGCCGAUAACCUGCUGACCAGCGCGGACUGGGAUGCCUGUCUGUACCAGUGUGAGGAUAUGGAGGAGGACUUCACCGGAGAACUGAAAUAUGACACAUCGCUGGACAGUGACCUGGUCCUCACGCUGGACCCUGAUGACCCUACUUCACCCUGGAAGAACCUGGAGCACAACUCCACAGGUGAAGCGUCAGUCCUGAAGCAUGACAUGACGAUAACACAACCUCUGCCAGUGGACAUGUUUUUCCAGGUGAAGACCGAACCUCCAUCGCCUGUGUCGUCUCUGGGCUCUGACAGCUCCGUCCCCUCUGUCCCCGAUCCUCAGGUGACCGUGAAGAGUGAGAACCCCCCCACUCCACCGCACAUGUGUGGAGACGUGCUGCUGCCAGCGCUGGCCAGUGUGAGCGCCCCACAUCAGCCCCGGACCACACACACACACACCCUCAGCAGCCUGGACACACACUGCACAGGGCUCUCCUCCGCUGCGACGCUGAAGGCCAGCAGUAUUGUGUGCAGUAAGCCUCUGAUCCAGCCCAAACCGGUGUGUGUGGCUCAGAGCAGCAGUCCAGCCCCAGCUCUCCUCCUGCAGAGCGUCCCGCUCCCUGUCCCCGUCCCAGAUGUGUGUCUGGCCUCUGCUCCCGCUGUUGUUAAGAUGGAGCCUCUGUCUCCCAGCAUGCCUCACUGCCCCAGUAAACCCAUCAUCUCAGCGUCCAGUCUGCCCGGACACGGCUGCGCGGACAUCAACAUGAAGGUUUUGAAGAGGCAGCAGCGUAUGAUCAAGAACCGGGAGUCGGCCUGUCAGAGCCGCAAGAAGAAGAAGGAGUACCUGCAGAACCUGGAGGCGCAGCUUCGGGAGGCGCAGCAGGAGAACGAGCGUCUGCGCAGAGAGAACCAAGCGCUGCGGCUGCGGCUCGCCGGGAGAGAGACCCCUGAGUCCGGCAGCAACAAGGGAGCGCUGUGUGUGAUGGCUCUGCUCCUCUUCAUCACCUUCGGCCCCGUCAGUUUGAGAGACAGGACGCUGGACGCUGGACUGCAGGAAGCUGCUCCGCUGACAGGAAGACGUCUGUUAGAGUUUGAGACGUCUCAGGAGCCGAGUCGGAGACGAGCGAGCGAGAGACGGACAGACCGAGAGGAAGAAGAGCGCUGGGGCAAAGGAGAGCUGGACAAGAAAGCUGCUGCCUCGUAUCAGUUCAGGAAUCAGAGCGGUGUGUUCAGUGACGUCAAAGACCUGCUCCUGGAGGACAUAGACCGAUACUUCUCUGACUGCAGACAGUUCAACCGCUCCGAGUCCGUCAGGUUGGCAGAUGAGCUGCGUGGCUGGGUCCAUCGCCAUCAGAUCAACAGGAAGUCUGAUGGAAAGGCCAAGGGGGUGAAGAAGACUAAAAUAGCUCAGCAGAAAGCUCCGCACAGAAAGACCAACUUCUCCAGGUACCUUCCAGUUCAGGCUCAUCGCUCCAUCGAAAGUCAGCUGCAGGUGCUGCCCGGGCCCGAGAUCAGCCACGACGACUUCCUGGACGCUAUCGACCGGCGCGAGGACACUUUCUAUGUGGUGUCAUUCAGACGGGAUCACCUGCUGUUACCCGCCAUCAGCCACAAUAAAACCACUCGGCCCAAGAUGUCUCUGGUCAUGCCUGCCAUGGCCAUCAACGAUUCGGUGUAUAACUCGUCUCAGGGCGGCUAUGAGAUGAUGAUGCAGGUGGACUGUGAGGUGAUGGAUACCCGGAUCAUCCCAAUCAAGUCGUCUGUAGUCCCGCCCUCCCUCAGAGCCCCGCCCCCUGCCCCGCCCCCUCACCACCACAGCAACCACAGCUCCCUGCGCAGCCGGCCCCAGCCCCUGCAGAGACGGAGGAGCGCGGGUUACUUCAUCAGCCAGAGCGGAUCCCACUGAGACCUCUUUCCACUUCCUUCUCCUCCUGUUAGCGCGGCUGUGUUUGUUCCGCUGUCAUCUGUCACUUUUUAUACAUACAUUGUUUUUUUUCUUUCUUUUAUUAUUAUUAUUCUUUUUUUUUACAGAUUUUUAUUGAGAUUAUUUAAAAACAAUGUGCUUCUAUUGGAUGUGUGAUUUAUAAAUGUACAUUUGAAAAUAAUUUAAUGAUUUUGUAUGUAUUCUUGUCCAUCACAGUCAUGCAUUUCUGCAUAUGUAUAUACUGUGCUCUGUCAGGUCCAGUAUGAAGCUGCUGGUUUCUCUUUUUGUCACUGAACCUGAUGGCAGAGAUCAUUUUUGACCUAAAUAAUAAGAUUUUAGGCUGUCACAGGAUCUCCUUGCGUCUUGAAUGUGUGGCUGCUUGUGUCCCGAACCGCUAACGUCUCCACUCAUGCCUCAUUUAACUCAAGGGACUGUUGUAAAUACUUAGUUUUGAUUAGUGAAGGAGUUGUGAUGUACCAGCGGCUGAUAUCGGUUCAGUUGUCUUGUGUUCAGAAGCAGAGCGGAGUCCUUUGCCAGAACUGCUUUUCUCUCAUUGAAGAUGUGUUUCUUAUAGCCUCUGAUCUUCAUGGCUUCUGUUCAAAUCUAGCUCCGUCCGUCUGUGAUGAUGAUGAUGAUGAUGAUCUGUGUGUCUGAAACUGGCCCAUGAUGACCUGCUCUUGCAUGCUUCAGUUUUCUGUGAUGGAGAGAUGUUGUAUGAAAUGUAAACCUGUUUUUUUUUUUACUUUAUUUAAAUGAGCUUUCAUUAGGGAAACACUUGAGGGAAGUGUUUCCCAUUUUCUCUCCCGGUCUGUAUGAGAAUUUUGAACUACUGUCUUUAUUUGUAGAAGAGAAAAUAAAUUUGAUAAAUAGUU